Molecule: messenger RNA, 4668 nt
Organism: Neocloeon triangulifer
Lineage: Eukaryota; Metazoa; Arthropoda; Insecta; Ephemeroptera; Baetidae
Gene: Rdl
Product: gamma-aminobutyric acid receptor subunit beta
Exons: 9
Coding region: 218-1672 (484 amino acids)
Biological process (GO): nervous system process; chloride transmembrane transport; signal transduction
Cellular component (GO): synapse; membrane; neuron projection
Molecular function (GO): neurotransmitter receptor activity; GABA-A receptor activity; extracellular ligand-gated monoatomic ion channel activity
Source: RefSeq, a predicted model, not a curated record
CAGGCAGCGCCCUGAGAGCAGCCACUCGACCCAGCACACCCAUUGUCAGCAGCAAAGCUCAUCUCACCAGCAGCAGCCAGCUCAGGCAGGUGCAGCCAGAAAGGAUGGCCGCCGGCAGCAGCAGGUGAGCAGGGCUGACAACAUUGCGGCGCGCCGGAAGAAGAAAAAACUAUGAGGACCUGAGACGGAAACAGCAGCAGAAGCGAGCGAAGGUGCGAUGCGGCCCCACUCGUCAGCCCUCCUGGCUAGAUGCCUCGCCUGCUGCCUGGUGCUCGGACUCGCCUUCCUCGACCCCAAGAAGUGGGCCGCCGGAGCAGUUGGAAGCAACGGAGGCAGCAUGCUUGGUGAUGUCAAUAUUAGUGCCAUCUUAGACUCGUUAAGUGUAGGCUACGACAAAAGAGUAAGACCUAAUUAUGGAGGCACUCCCGUUGAGGUCGGCAUUACUAUGUAUGUUUUAAGUAUCAGCUCCCUCUCAGAAGUGCAAAUGGACUUUACAUUGGAUUUCUACUUUCGGCAAUUUUGGAAGGAUCCGAGAUUGUCCUUCCGGAAGAGACCAGGGGUAGAGCAGCUCUCAGUUGGGUCCGAUUUUAUAAAAAGCAUCUGGGUACCUGACACAUUCUUCGUCAACGAGAAACAGUCAUACUUCCAUAUUGCAACUACGAGUAACGAGUUUAUUCGUAUUCAUCACACUGGUAGCAUCACUAGGAGUAUUAGACUGACCAUCACCGCAUCAUGCCCUAUGAAUCUCCAAUAUUUUCCUAUGGAUAGACAACUUUGUAACAUUGAAAUUGAGAGCUUCGGAUAUACUAUGAGGGACAUCCGGUAUAAAUGGAACGAGGGCCCAAACUCGGUUGGCGUUUCCAACGAAGUAUCGUUACCUCAAUUUAAAGUCCUGGGCCAUCGGCAAAGAGCUCAUGAAAUAAGUCUAACUACAGGGAAUUAUUCGAGAUUGGCGUGCGAGAUUCAAUUCGUACGUUCUAUGGGAUACUACCUCAUCCAGAUCUACAUACCUUCUGGUCUAAUCGUCAUCAUCUCAUGGGUUUCGUUCUGGCUAAAUCGGAAUGCGACUCCAGCUAGGGUCGCCCUAGGGGUCACCACUGUCCUCACCAUGACUACCCUAAUGUCAUCCACCAAUGCAGCCCUACCCAAGAUUUCCUAUGUUAAAUCCAUUGACGUCUAUCUGGGAACAUGUUUCGUUAUGGUCUUCGCAUCGCUGCUCGAGUACGCCACGGUCGGUUACAUGGCCAAGCGGAUCCAGAUGCGCAAGAACAGAUUCAUGGCCAUCCAGAAGAUCGCCGAGUCCAAAAAGGUCAACAUGGAUGCGCCGCCAGGUCCCCCCGGUGACGCACCCAAGCAAACAGAGGUGCGCUUCAAAGUACACGACCCGAAAGCCCAUUCGAAGGGCGGCACCCUGGAGAACACGGUGAACGGGCGAGCCGACGAGGAGGGUGGCGGCGGCGGCGGAGGCCCGCCGCCCCCGCCCACGCACCUGCUGCACCCCGGCAAGGACAUCAACAAGCUCUACGGCAUCACACCCAGCGACAUAGACAAAUACUCGAGGAUUGUGUUCCCCGUUUGUUUUGUGUGUUUCAACCUCAUGUACUGGAUCAUUUACCUGCACAUCAGUGACGUCGUGGCCGACGACCUGGUGCUGCUGCACGAGGACAAGUAAAAAAGAAAGAAAUGAAAAUUUAUUCUAAUCCGCCGACGGUCAGCGCCGCCUGCCGUGCAACAACAACAACAACAAGUCUAUUAAAAGAAAAGCCACGAGACGACUCACUCCGAGUUAAAAAUAAUGUGCAGCUAAAUUAAUAAUUGCAUCCGAGAAUGAACAAAAAAAGAGUUAAAUUAUGUAUCUAGACGCAAACACGUACACACUCUUUCACUCAAAGAGACGCAAAACAUUAAAUACAAACUCACAAAAUUGCAGACACAAAAGAAGAAAACACGAUUUUAGCAAUAACGAGAUGAGCACUUUUCUAAAAUUUCUCAAACCCUUUUCCCCGCGGUUGCGUUGGCGAUCCUGAUUGCAGAGCUCCUUCGAGGACCCUCGAGCUAGCCGACGGCCAUUUAAUUAAUUCUGCCCCGAAACGAACCCACUAGAAAGAGUAGCGAUUUGAGAAAUCAGCCAUCCCCACACAUUCCUUUCAAGAAAUGAGCCGGCGCUGGUUCGACGGGCCCCGGGGGCCGUUCUGUGAUGGUGAUAAAAUUAGGGGCGGCAAAACGCUUCGACGGACGACCGACGUUCUAAAAAGCUCAGACUUGAUCGGCUCCAGCUUACACGCCGUCGAGCCCUUUUCCGUCCCGGUGAUAGAAAUUAGAAACAAUUCUAAAGCAAUUAGCAACGGAAUGAUUUGUUUUUACACUUGAUCAAUCAAUCAAUCAAUUGCUUGGUGGACAACAAAGAAAGACAGCCGUCAGCCACGUUCCAAUUUUUUGUUUGUUUCCAGCAACAAAGAUGUUAAAUAAUCAAGUAUAAAAAACAUGCACUUGUGUCACACAUUCCAGAGAAAAGAUUAUUGAUAACACAAAUUCAAACGCUUUAAAUAAAAACUAAAUAACUAAAACUAGAUUAAAAAAAAAGAAACGCAUCAAGGAAGAAAGAGAAAUUUAUAUGGUAAUAAAAAGAUAAAAGAAACUGUAUAAUAUUAUUAUAGAGUUUGUGCAACUUGAUGACGCGCGCUGAUGGGUCGUACUGGUUAGGACUUGCUAACUGUGACUUGACGGAUGAACAAACAAAAAUCAUCUUCCAAAUUCUGUGUUUAUCAUACGGUAAUUCUGUUGGUGGCUAGUACGGAGAAGAAUGAAAAAAAAAGAAGAAACACACACAUUCACUUUCACACACACACACGAAACACACACUCUAUACCACACGCUGUAAAAAUCAUUAUUAAUGUAAGAUUAAGACUCGCACAAGAAUGACAAAAGUGAUCGCAGCCCCAACUGCUGUCACACAACAAUAGAGUUCAGGCACCUCUUUGGAUCAUUGUCACCUCGUUAUCGUAGAGAAUAUAAAUUAUAAUUGCUAUCAAAUGUUGAGAGAAAAAAAAAGAAGGAUCCGAUAUUAUAUUUAUUACGUUCAUCGCCAAUCUGUAUUUAUAACCUGUGAGAGAAUUCUAAAGUAUAAUUGAUUGUUAUGGUGAGAAUAUGAACAAAUUAAUAAUAACAAACCUGUCACCCCAGGAAAACGCAUUAUACAAAAUACUAUGAUAUAAAUUAUAUUUAUUAUUGCUAGCGUCUGUUGUACAGAUUUAUAAAUUUUUGCUUUCAACUUCCUUAAAUUAUUUUGGCAGGCCCAGAGAUAAAAUAAUAUACUAUCGUUUACACCCCCAAAUUUUUAUAGAUGAGAAAUUUGGCGCCAACUGUUCCGUAGAGAAUAAAUAUAUUGAUUUUUUCGUCUGAUUCUUCCAACACUUAGAAAUAUAUAUUUACAUUUGUUACCGUUAUUAUCAUGUGAUAUCUGCAAUCAAAUAGUGAACUCUCACUUGCUGUCAAGACAGAAUAACUAAGACGAAAGAAAGAAAGAAAACUCACAGACGCACGCAUACCAUAUCUCGCUCUUCUCCAGUGAACAAAAAUCCAACUGUUGCGAGGCCAGAUGAUAUUAUACAUUUAAGUACGUACGCGGGGCUGUAUGUACAGCUAUAAUAAAAUCAUUCAAUUUUAAUUAAUUUCGAGGAGACACAAAAUUUGGAGCUGCGGAAUGCGUGUUAUAUAAAUAUUAAUUCUCUUCCCGUCCUCUCGUGUUACAAUUUCGAAGCGUUAGAACUCGGAUCGGUAGAUUUUCAUUUGACCACGAAAUUUAGACGAAAUAAAAAAUGCCUCUGGCAAGUUGGGGAUUCGGUUGAUUUGUAUCAAGAGAUUCGUCGGCGGACGAAGCCAUCCCAAUGCUCAAUAGAAACACCAUAGAAUCACUCAACGAUGGCUUCAUCCGCCCCGCACAAAUUCCGAUUAAACGCAUCUCGGCGAAUCCGGCCCUUUGUUGAAAAAAGAAAUUCGCUGACGAAAAAAGUUUCAAACAAAAAAUUGUACAGAAUUGCUCAAUCAGAAAAGGGAUUGAAUAUUUGAACGAGACGAUUAAUUUUCUCGCAGUUUAAAAGUUAUAAAAAAAAGAUAUAAUUAUAUAAAUACAUACAUUGAAAAAGUAAAAUAUAAAAAAGAGAUAGGUAUGAACGCGCAGUCUCACAAGAUAUUUUUACCCGCUUGCUAUAGCACCUACGAUAAAGUAAAAUUAAAAUACGUCAUACAUGCAAAGUUUUUCUAUUGAUCUUUCAAAUGCACCGCCAUCAGCAAGUUAAUUAAAAUAAUCCAGAGUUGUAUCAAAGCUAAUUAAAAGUAUAUAACGCCAGACAUCUUGGAUUGUUUGCGUUUUUUAAUGCUACCUAAAUUAUAAUUAAAUAGGACGGAGAAGUUACCUGCGACCAGGAGAAUUAACAGAGUCGGAUUAACGAGAAAAAAAAAUAUCUAGCUACGUGAGAGACCCGUAUAUGAAAUUCUAAACAAACAUUUUCCAGUAAGUGAGACGCAGUGAAUGCUUUUACAUAUACCAAACAGUAAUCGAUGCCCGUUUAAAAUCUAGGAAAUGUCGUGUUGUAAGUGUUGAACUCUAAACUAAAACCAGCAGAGAUGAAAGAAGAACAAACACACACGUUCACUUUGUCGAAAUAU